This is a messenger RNA of Diprion similis, 2985 nucleotides long. It is a transcript of the gene Wdr82, whose product is annotated as WD repeat-containing protein 82. Gene Ontology annotation, cellular component: Set1C/COMPASS complex. The transcript has a single exon. Lineage: Eukaryota; Metazoa; Arthropoda; Insecta; Hymenoptera; Diprionidae. Gene Ontology annotation, molecular function: chromatin binding; protein binding. Bases 333 to 1280 code for a protein of 315 amino acids. The record is from RefSeq and is a predicted model, not a curated record.
UUUCGUGGCUGCCGCCGUUGGAAACUGACGGGACUUUAAGCAGUUGACCAAUCAGAAAGCGAUACCGCAUUUUGUCCAGAAUGAUGCUGGACGCCAGCAUGUAGUCUACGUCUAUGGAUAGAUUUGAAGGUUAGCAAUAUUUGAGCGGUAGAAAAAUUCUUGCCGAUUGCAUCAGUGGGCUGUGUUUAUUAGGUAAAAUCGUCCUUUCGACCGACUGAAUAAAGCGAAGAGACAGUUAACACAGUUGUAGCAUUAGAGGCAAACUAGAAAAGGCGUCACCCGGAACCCGGGCGGAUCUGAGCUGAGGUCCGACGCCAAUUUGGCCGACCAGAAUGAAGCUGGUCGACAACGUGGUGAGGAGUUUCAAGGUGGCGAAAGUCUUCCGCGAGAACACCGACAAAAUAAACAGUAUAGAUUUCUCGCCGAGCGGGGAUACCCUAAUAUCAUGUUCCGAGGACGACCAAAUAGUGAUAUACGAUUGCGAGAAGGGGACGCAAGUCCGAACGGUUAAUUCAAAGAAGUACGGGGUGGAUCUGAUUCACUUUACCCAUGCGAAAAACACCGCAAUACAUAGCAGCACAAAAAUAGACGACACGAUACGCUACCUCUCCCUCCACGACAACAAGUACAUUCGCUAUUUCCCCGGUCACACGAAAAAAGUGGUUUCUCUAUGCAUCAGUCCUAUCGAGGACACUUUCCUAUCUGGGUCUCUUGACAAAACAUUGCGCCUCUGGGACUUGAAGUCGCCAAACUGCCAGGGGCUGAUGCAGCUAUCGGGUCGCCCUGUCGCCGCCUAUGAUCCAGAAGGUUUGAUAUUUGCCGCCGGAGUCAACUCCGAGUGCAUAAAGCUCUACGACCUCAGGAGCUUUGACAAAGGACCGUUUGUCACUUUCACAUUGUCUCAGGAGAGGGAAUGCGAUUGGACUGGUCUGAAGUUCAGCAGAGACGGAAAGACCAUUCUUAUAUCCACAAACGGAAGCAUUAUACGGCUAAUUGAUGCCUUCCAUGGAACGCCGCUUCAAACUUUCACCGGGCAUUUAAACAACAAGGGGAUACCAAUCGAAGCCAGCUUUAGUCCGGACUCUCAAUACGUUUUCAGUGGAUCAACUGACGGCAGAGUUCAUAUCUGGAAUGCUGACACAGGGUAUAAGGUAUGCGUUCUCAACGGUGACCAUCCUGCACCUGUACAAUGUAUCCAAUUUAACCCCAAGUACAUGAUGCUCACCUCCGCGUGCACCAACAUGGCCUUUUGGUUACCAACCGUCGAGGAAACGGAGUGAAGAGGUUUAAUUCAAGAACUUUUGUAUACGAUGUACAAAGUCAGCUGGCAAAAAAGGAGGAAACCUUGGCCAAGAUGAAAAUCAGACGUACUGUACUUGUUAGCUGUACUUGUUACAAGUACUGCGGUGAAGAAAAUGGGCCUUUUCAUCCAAUAAAAAAAUUGCUGCGCUAUUAAUGAAUUCAGGGAUGUUCCAACAUUGAACACUGUUAAAUAAUAUUGUACACGGUCCCUUACAAUUAAUUUUGCUAGUAUUAGAUCAUACCUUCAAUACGUGUGCUCAGAAUUUUUAUGUCAAGUUGUUUACAUCGAAUGGGGUACAUGAACAGGGUGAAUACCUUUGCAUCUUUGUAAACAUCCUAAAUUCCAGGACUUUACGUUUGGAAAAUAAUAUAUUGAACCAGAAAAUAGCAAACAAGUACCAGCAGAAAGUAAUUAUAACAAGGAAACGUGUUUUGAAAAUAAUCAGAACCUAUGCAUUUGAUUCAAGAUUUUCUUGAGUACUCUAUUCACAUGAAAUGAUGAGCUUUUGCAAUUUUUCACGCAUUUGACAGUCAUUGAUAAUUAUCAGAUGAUCAUAUUAAUUUGAUUUUGGCUCAGGUACAGUACUUUGAUUAAAAAGUACAUUGACCAGAGCAGUGAUCGUUUGUCUUAGUUGUCCACAAUUUUUUUUCGGUAUUUUCAUUUUAUUUUAUUUUUACAAGAACCUCAGGUAUACGUGAGUUGUGUACGAAACAAGGCGUUCAAUCGUUUUGAAGUACAACCUCAUUCUGCACUUUUAAUGCAAAUUGAUCUCCAGAAAUCACUACAGAAAAAUAACACAUUCUGCUGACCAGCCAGCUGCAUCUAUUGUUUUCCAUGAAAAAUUGUAUUCAUUAUCUAUGUAUGAUUCUCAACAUGAAAUUGCAUUAUAAAUGUGGAAUAACGUGUAUAUUUAUAAUCUUGACAAUGAACUUCCGAUGCUUAUUUAUCAUCUCAUAUCUCUAUAAUGUUUCGGUUCUUCAGACAUAUGGAUACAUCCUUGUACAUGACUGAUAGAAAAAUUAGUCAAACCUAAACAUUGAUAUAUGCAUACAUAUGUAUAUUUAUGUUUGGAAAUAUUAUAAUCAUCAGUUGAAGAUUACCCCGAAAAAAUUUUAAGAAGGAAUCAUUUUAAAUCCACAAGGUACUAGCUCUUUACCUAUUUGAGUUUACACUUCUGGAAGUAGAGCAACCUUUAUAUACCACAACUGACAAGCAAAAAAUUGCAAGAAUAACAAUGCUGGUCCCCUCGGUGAUAUAUUUUAUAGUCUUAUUGAUACAGAGACAUUCAAUAAUAUUUAAAUGCCAAAAAAUUUAUCUGAGUGCGGAAUAAUUUCUGCAGUGGUAGUCUGGGGUUUGCGAUUAUGUUUGUACGAUAUGAUACCACCGUAGUUUAAUAAUGUAACUAACGAGUUAACAAGAUAGUAUAAGACCUAAAGAAAGCUCCUCCAUUUUCUGUGUAAAUACCAUACACUAAUGUUUCCAUUAGACUUCUAAUACUAUAAAUAGUUUUAUAUUAGAAUAACUUUUAUUAUCUCUUUGGCACGUGUGCUUGUACAAUUAUGAAGUGUGGGUUUCGUGCGAAAGGCGUGAGCGAAUGUUCUGUAAAAUAAUAUUUUAUAACGGCAUAUGUGUAAUUCUAAUAAGAAUAUUUGAAAAUUGUGUAAUAAAUAUUAUGUGUUAUU